CACAUUUAUCCAUAAAUGUUUUUCUAAAACCAAAACAAAUCACCUUUUUUUUUUUUUCUGAAUUCUCAGUAAGAUCGAAAGGAUAAAAUGCCUGUAAGAGUGGUGGAAGCUUCUUGCCAGCCUUCCCAGCCUUCAGGUGGAACUUCAGGAAAUACUUUGCCUGCAGCCUGUACUCUUCUAAGUGCCGGACAGGCAUUUUCUGGGACUCAGAACGUCUCAAGUCAGCAAAAAGAUGAAGCUUGGCGAGUAAAUGUGCGAAUUCAAGGUUGUGACCUUGAUCAUGGAUAUCUCUGUGGUACAAUGGAAGCUCUUAAUGUUCCUAUGGCAGAUACACCAGUAGUUACUUUCUGGGAAGGGGAAAUUGUUGAUACCAAGAACUAUACUUUCUUCACUGGCAAAUGGGGCGCCACAUCAGAAGAUGACAUAAAGCACUGGACCAAGUUUUCAUCGUUUUCACCCCUUUUGAGCCAAGUGGAGGCUGAUGGCGGUAAAUCACUGGACUUGAGUAACUACCCAGACAUAUUCAUGAGGUGGAAAGAACAAUACUUUGUGAAUGUAGGAACGGACUGUGGGUUAACAAUAGCUGGUUUCUACUACGUUUGCUUCUCCUGUAGUGAUGGCUCCAUCAAUGGCUUCUAUUACGAUCCUAAUAGCAGCCCUUUUCAGAAGUUGGAGCUGAAAUCCACAAAUGAAGGAAGAUUAGGUUUCAGUUGUUCCUCAUAUGAGUUGCAGUGAACCAUGUUAGGUGUGUUUUAGAGAAGGUCGGUUGAUAUUAGCUUGCCCCAAAACUUUGAUAUAUUAUUUCUAAGUCUUCCAUCAAUGGUUUCAAUAUGCACAUUAGACGCUUCGCACUAGAGAUAGAGGUUCCGAAAUGGAACAGAGGUCCUGAAUUAGUUGUCACGGGUCAAGUAGAUGAAGUAAAGUUUAAUAAUGGGUUGAGUCCUAGUGACAGUAGUCAUUUUGAUUUGAGAUAUGUUUUAGUGAAUAUCCUUAUUAUCAACUUCUAUCUAGUUUUUCUCUGGAAGACUCAUCUUUGAUUCGCUGGA
Lycium barbarum (goji berry) is the source of this 1046-nucleotide messenger RNA. RefSeq lists its product as uncharacterized. Gene Ontology annotation, cellular component: GID complex; extrinsic component of membrane. NCBI's taxonomy places the organism in Eukaryota, Viridiplantae, Streptophyta, Magnoliopsida, Solanales, Solanaceae. Bases 88 to 735 code for a protein of 215 amino acids. The record is from RefSeq and is a predicted model, not a curated record. The transcript is spliced from 8 exons. Gene Ontology annotation, biological process: proteasome-mediated ubiquitin-dependent protein catabolic process; protein targeting to vacuole; negative regulation of gluconeogenesis.